Messenger RNA from Closterium sp. Naga37s-1, 927 nucleotides. The record is from the annotation of a GenBank genome assembly. Lineage: Eukaryota; Viridiplantae; Streptophyta; Zygnematophyceae; Desmidiales; Closteriaceae.
AUGGCGACAGCGGGCACGCAGAUCAUCGAGUCGGGUCACGCCGACGCGAUUCACGACGUGCAGAUGGACUACUACGGCAAGCGACUGGCGACGGCGUCGUCCGAUCGCUCGAUUCGCGUCUUCUCCGUCGCAGGCGACCACCACUCGCAUCUUGCGGAUCUGAUUGGUCACGAGGGUCCGGUUUGGCAGGUGACCUGGGCUCACCCUAAAUUCGGGUCCAUCCUCGCAUCGUGCUCGUACGACCGCAAAGUGAUCAUCUGGAAAGAAACCAGCGAGAACCAGUGGAUCAAGGCGCAGGUAUUCUCGGACCAUGAGGGAUCAGUCAAUAGCAUCAGCUGGGCGCCACACGAGUAUGGGCUGGUGCUCGCAUGCGCCUCCUCUGAUGGCUCCAUCUCCAUCCUCACCCACCGCGCCGACGGCGGCUGGGAUGUUUCUCGGAUCCCGCAAGCCCACCCUGUUGGGGUUACCUCCGUUUCCUGGGCUCCUGCAACGGUUCCAGGAAGCUUCAUGGGGUCUGGUCCGAAUCCGGUGCUGCGGUUUGUGUCGGGCGGGUGUGAUAAUAUGGUGAAGAUUUGGCGGUAUUCGAGCGAGGGAGGGGGAGGGUGGCGGCUGGAUGGCGCGCCGCCUGGUUUGGCACGGCACACGGAUUGGGUUCGGGAUGUGGCUUGGGCGCCGAACCUGGGCCUGCCGAAGAGUACAAUCGCCAGUGCUUCACAGGAUGGCACUGUACUGAUCUGGACCCAGACGAGCGAGUCGGACCCAUGGAAACCCCUGCUGUUGCAGGACUUCAAGGUGCCGGUGUGGAGGGUCAGCUGGUCGCUCACAGGAAACAUCUUAGCUGUAUCGGAUGCGAAUAACAAUGUAUCGCUCUGGAAGGAGGCUGCAGAUGGGCAAUGGUCCCAAGUCUCCACUAUCCAACAACCAUAG